AUGUCAGAUAAAGCAUUACUAGAGGAAGCAAGAGAGGCUGUUAACAAAAAGCAGUUUGAUGUGGCUGAAACCAAGUAUAAAAAGAUUCUAGAGGAUUCAAAACAAGAAACUUCCACGUCUGCCAAAGUGUUGCAACUUCAAGAGAAUGCCAUAUUAGAAUUGGGAAAGAUUUACAGAACUUUGGAUCAACCUCAAAAACUAUUGCAAGUGAUAACAGACUCCAGGCAGUUAUUAGGCAAUUUCGCCAAGUCAAAGACAGCAAAGAUUGUUAGGACUUUGAUCGAGUACUUCGACAACUUGACGGAUGCAUUGGAUGUUCAGAUCGAAGCCACAAGACAAUCAAUUGAUUGGGCAAUGGAAUCGAAACUAUCAUUUUUAAGGCAAAGUUUGCAAUUGAAGCUUAGUGACCUUUUGUAUCAAAAACAUCAAUACCAUGAGGCAUUAAAGUAUAUAAAUGAGUUGUUGAGAGAGUACAAAAAGUUGGAUGACAAGUCCUCGUUGGUUGAAGUCCAAUUGUUAGAAAGCAAAAUCUACCAUGCAUUGCGAAAUAUUGCAAAGUCUAAAGCCGCAUUAACCAGUGCCAGAACGUCAGCAAACUCGAUUUACUGCCCGACUUUGUUACAAGCAGAAUUAGAUUGUCAAAGCGGGAUACUAAACAUGGAAGACAAGGAUUACAAAACUGCAUUUUCCUAUUUCUAUGAAAGUUUUGAAGGGUUCAAUUCUCAACAACUGGAUGAAAACUCCAAAACAGCCGUUAAGGUUUUAAAGUAUAUGUUGUUGUCAAAAAUUAUGUUGAAUUUGAUUGACGAUGUCAAUAACAUAUUAAAGAACAAAAACAUGGCUCAAUAUCAAUCAAAGGACAUAGACGCAAUGAAGUCAAUUGCCGUGGCGUACUCCAACAGAUCAUUAAAAGAAUUUGAAAACAGUUUGAUUCAAUACUCAACAGAAUUGAAAUCUGACGACAUUAUCAAGAACCAUUUCAAUUCUUUGUAUGACCAAUUGUUACAAGUCAACUUGUUGAAAAUUAUAGAGUCAUACGAGUGUGUUGAGUUGGAGCAUAUUGCCAAAGUGAUUGGAUUAAAUGUCAAGCAAGUUGAAGGUAAGUUGAGUCAAAUGAUUUUGGAUAAGGUUUUCUAUGGAGUUUUGGAUCAAGGUAAUGGAUGGCUUAUUAUUUACGACGAGCCAAAGAAAGAUGGAGCAUAUGAAGCGUCGUUAGAUUUGGUGAAAAACUUGUCGGGUGUCGUGGACUUGUUGUAUGAGAAGGCAACUGCAUUAAAUUAG
Molecule: messenger RNA, 1281 nt
Organism: Lodderomyces parapsilosis
Lineage: Eukaryota; Fungi; Ascomycota; Pichiomycetes; Serinales; Debaryomycetaceae
Gene: RPN6
Product: proteasome regulatory particle lid subunit
Exons: 1
Coding region: 1-1281 (426 amino acids)
Biological process (GO): ubiquitin-dependent protein catabolic process
Cellular component (GO): proteasome regulatory particle, lid subcomplex
Molecular function (GO): structural molecule activity
Source: RefSeq, a predicted model, not a curated record